Messenger RNA from Phytophthora sojae, 954 nucleotides. RefSeq lists its product as hypothetical. The record is from RefSeq and is a predicted model, not a curated record. Bases 1 to 954 code for a protein of 317 amino acids. NCBI's taxonomy places the organism in Eukaryota, Oomycota, Peronosporomycetes, Peronosporales, Peronosporaceae. Gene Ontology annotation, molecular function: hydrolase activity. The transcript has a single exon.
AUGAUGCGCUACGUCUUCCUGGACUACGGCCAUGUCGUCGCAGACACCAACGCUCACCGGCUGCGCGGUCCGUUCGCCCUUCACGGGAAAAUGAUUCUCAAGUCGUGCUGCAAGAAGCACAACACGGUGCCGGAGAAGCUGGUGGCCAACGGCAUGGAGCACAUGUGGAUGCGCGACCCGGAGAAGAAGCAGCACCGCGUUGUUGUCAUUCACUUCCACGGCGGAGGCUACUGCAUCUCGGACCCGCUGCAGGACGUCGAGCUGGCGAACGAGGAGCACACGAAGCUCAAGCAGAUUCUGAAGGAGCAGUACCAGCUCGACGUGUCUGUGGACGUGUUGCUGGCGAACUACCGCAUGGCUCCGGAGUUCCUGUACCCAACGUCAUUGAAUGACUGCUUCGACAUGUACAAGUAUGUACUGGAGCAAGAGAGCAUUGCUCCCAACCACAGCGGUGACAGUGCUGGAGCCGAGAUGUCCAUGACGAACUGCAUGCGACUGCGCAAGGAGAGCCCAGAGCUGCAACCUGCUGCGGCUCUGUGCUACUCGCCGGUGGUGGACUUCAGCGAGACCGGUCAUGACGAGAAGACGCCGUAUUGCAUCCUGGCUGCCAAUUUCGCCGACGGUUGCUUGGCUACAUACCUGCGCAACGUGACGGACCCGGAGGAGCGUCGUCUGGUGUCGCCGAUCAACCACAGUCUGCGUGAUCUGCCCCCGAUCUUCCUGCAGUGGGGCGACCUCGAGCGGUUCUACGAGCAGGGCAUGAGGUUCAAGGCCAAGGCGGAAGCGGAAGGUGUGACGAACAUGGAGUUCGACAUCCUGAAGAACAUGGUGCACGACCCGGUGAUGCUCCCGACAGCGGUGAGCCCUGCCACGGGGAAGGCGAUUCGGAACGGAUGUGCCUUCGCAGCGAAGCACCUGGCGCCGGUGCUGCGCGCAGAGGUAGAGGUUGUAUGA